AUGGAUUCCCUCUUUUCACUCGACGUUACUGGCGAAAUUUACCCAGAAGAGCCAGUUGUGGAGGUAGACUCUCCCGCCGAGGAGGAGUCUUCGAUCAACGUUAAAAACGCCUCCGAAUCUAAGGACAAUGUGCUGGAGCGGGAUACGAAGCUGGUCAAAAUAUCCCUCGCCUCUCACAUCAGGGAUAUUCACAGAGUCGACCACUCCAAGAACCCGGCCCAGUAUGAGCUCUAUCGCAACAUCACAAUGGAAAUACGCAAGUUCAUAUACAACUCGAUUGUGAGUGAGGAUUUUUGCAUAAACUGCACAGUGGUACAGGAUUCAGAUCAGAAAGCAACCGCAGAAGCCAGUGGUGACCAGCUGCAGGUGGGCGGCCGUGCGCAACGAAACCCAGGUUCCAGUGAAACUCUGACGUGCUCGGAAGAAUGUGCCCCUCGGAUGGAUUUCGACGUGGAGGCAGUCGUCUCCCCAAAGACUUCGAUGUCCCUGGACACCGCCAACGACGUCUCUUCGGUGGCCAUGGACGACAUGCUCGAGCCCCUGACCAGUUCCGAGGCCGAGUCCGUGGGCUCCGAGGACUCGCUCCAGUCCCUCUCGCUGGAGACCUCGUCGCAGAGGGCGAACGCAGACCCCGAGGGCAGCGGCGACUUCAGGGCCUCUGACUGCAUCAUGCUCAGGCUCUCCCCCGCGAAGCUGAACCGCACUGUCAUGGAGAUGGCGCACGUGCAGAUGAAGCGCUUCUUCUCCUCGUACCCCAAGAACUUUAAGAUCGCCACCGGGCACGUCGGCGCCGACGUCUUCGCCUUCGGCCGGCGCUACUACGUCUCCAGCGACCAGGCCUCGGGCGAGCUGCGUCUGGACAAGCUGCGGCGGAACCACGUGUUCUACCUCGCGCACCUGUACCGGCGUCAGAGGAGCGUCUGCUACUACUGCGGCUUUCUGCGCUGCGCGCGCAGCUCCUCCAGCAAGAACCCCUGCGAGUUCCAGAAGUGCUCCAAGUGCGUCGGCACGCACAAGUGGAGCUACAACGCCUGCAAGGGCAACGGUAAGCAGCUGGAGGAGUAUCUCAGGACCAGCGACUGGCGCAUUCCCAGGUUCAACGUCUGGAGCUCCCAGCCGAAGCACGUGAAGGAGCUCCUUCGCUGCUUCUACUGCAAGAAUGAGGGCGAGGCCAACUUCAAGUGCCAGGGCCUCUCCUGUCCCGAGGGCCUCGACACGCUCCACAUUCGCUGCCUCGAGUUACUGGGCAAGACUGCGCUAAAGCAGGAGCAUCACAGGAACCCGCACCUCUUCCCUCACAUGAGCAGGAGCGACUUUGUCUUCACCAAGGCCUUCAAAGUGCACUAUAAGCGUUAA
Molecule: messenger RNA, 1356 nt
Organism: Theileria orientalis strain Shintoku
Lineage: Eukaryota; Apicomplexa; Aconoidasida; Piroplasmida; Theileriidae
Exons: 1
Coding region: 1-1356 (451 amino acids)
Source: RefSeq, a predicted model, not a curated record